This is a messenger RNA of Neltuma alba, 551 nucleotides long. Its product is annotated as bifunctional dihydroflavonol 4-reductase/flavanone 4-reductase-like. Gene Ontology annotation, biological process: anthocyanin-containing compound biosynthetic process; steroid biosynthetic process. Gene Ontology annotation, molecular function: dihydroflavanol 4-reductase activity. The transcript is spliced from 3 exons. The record is from RefSeq and is a predicted model, not a curated record. The annotation marks the transcript as partial. NCBI's taxonomy places the organism in Eukaryota, Viridiplantae, Streptophyta, Magnoliopsida, Fabales, Fabaceae.
CGUCUUCACCUACCUAAAAUCUCUUUACUUCUUCGUAUAAUAACACCACUGUAGCUGAUUGGCAGCCCUUCGUGUUGUUCAUCCUCUCUUUUUGCAACUCUUCGUUUUGUGAUCACGCAGAAGAACAACACAUUGUUAUGGAUUCUGAUUCAGUAGUCCCAAAGACCGUUUGUGUCACUGGGGCUGCUGGCUUCAUCGGUUCCUGGCUUGUCAUGAGACUACUCCAACGUGGCUAUACUGUUCGAGCCGCCGUGCGUGACCCUGAUAACAUGAAGAAAGUAGAGCAUUUGCUAGAUUUGCCUAACGCCGACACACACUUGACUCUGUGGAAGGCAGACCUUACCCAGGAGGGAAGCUUCGACAAUGCCAUCAAUGGCUGCAUUGGAGUUUUCCAUGUGGCUACACCUUUCAAUCUUGAAACCAAGGACCCUGAGAAUGAAAUGAUAAAACCAACAAUCAAUGGUUUAUUGGACAUUAUGAAAGCAUGCGUGAAGGCCAGAACAGUGAGAAGAUUGGUGUACACAUCUUCUGCUGGAACUCUUAGUGCCACG